Messenger RNA from Penicillium cinerascens, 519 nucleotides. RefSeq names its product DUF4149 domain-containing protein. The record is from RefSeq and is a predicted model, not a curated record. Bases 1 to 519 code for a protein of 172 amino acids. The transcript is spliced from 3 exons. NCBI's taxonomy places the organism in Eukaryota, Fungi, Ascomycota, Eurotiomycetes, Eurotiales, Aspergillaceae.
AUGGAAGUCCUCAAAACAGUCGGAAACCUGCUCCCCUGCCACCUGCUCUCCUAUGGCGCUCUGCUCGGUACGGAAGUGUACCAGACCUUCGUCAACACCAAAAUAUGCUACCGAGAGCUCCCGAUGCGCGAGUUCAUCGCACUCAACAAACGCAUCUUCCCCGUUUACUUCGGCUGCCAGGUCGGACUAGUCGCGCUGACAGCUGCCACACGACCACCGUUCAGUAUCGUGUCACUGGCAAAGGAUCUGUGGAGCGCUGCGCCACUGGGUGUGGUUUUGGUGAUGGGUUCUUUGAACUGGUUUGUUUACGGGCCUCGGACUACGACCGCUUCGCUGGUUAGACGAGUGCUUCAUGAAAAGCAGGAUGGAUCGGCAGACCCGGAUGAUGCAAAGAUUCACCGGGCGAAUCGGAGCUUUGCGCGAAACCACGCCAUGUCCAUCCACAUCAACGCUAUUGCACUUGUGGCUACGGUCUGGUACGGCUUUUCGCUGUCGUCUAGCAUUCUGAAUGGAUUCUAA